Molecule: messenger RNA, 780 nt
Organism: Sclerotinia sclerotiorum 1980 UF-70
Lineage: Eukaryota; Fungi; Ascomycota; Leotiomycetes; Helotiales; Sclerotiniaceae
Exons: 4
Coding region: 1-780 (259 amino acids)
Biological process (GO): pyridoxal 5'-phosphate salvage
Cellular component (GO): cytosol
Molecular function (GO): pyridoxal kinase activity
Source: RefSeq, a predicted model, not a curated record
AUGGCUACAUUCGUUAUGCAAUCUCUAGGAUGCGAAGUCGCUGCUCUGAAUACAGUACAGUUCAGUUAUGGACAAGCGAAAGGAACACGUGCUUCCGCGGCCGAAAUAUCGGAUCUCUAUCAAGGCCUCAAGAACUCGUACCUCGACGAUUUCAAUAUGAUGCUCUCGGGCUAUUUGCCUGGAGCCGCCUCGGUCGAAGCCGUCGGCUCAAUAGCUCGCGAUUUGAAAUUAAAAAGUACAAUGAAGCCGGGAAGUUUCUUCUGGGUUUUAGAUCCGGUCAUGGGGGAUAAUGGGAAAUUGUAUGUGGCAGAGGACGUAGUGCCGGCAUAUAAAACAUUAAUCAAAGAUGCGGAUUUGAUCCUGCCGAAUCAGUUUGAGGUUGAAACAUUAUCCGGUGUCAGGAUUCAAGAUAUGGAAACGCUUAAAUUGGCCAUUACGACUUUACACGAAGUAUAUAAAAUUCCUCAUAUAAUGGUUACAUCUAUUUCGCUUCCUUCUCCUGGCGCGGAGCCCCAUCUUUCCGUCGUGGGCUCAACCAUGACAUCAACAGCCGAGCCAAGAAUUUUUAGCAUCAAGAUACCGGCGAUUGAUUGUUUCUUCAGUGGGACGGGAGAUAUGUUUGCAGCGCUCAUGUUAGUGAGAUUCAAAGAGGCAGUGUGUAAUGUGGAAGGACUACUGGAAAAAGAUGCGUGGAUUAGUGAUGAUGAGGUCGAAGCUACGGACUUACCCCUUGCGAGGGCUACGGAGAAGGUUUUGGCUAAUCGAAGGCGGCCGAGGUGA